Molecule: messenger RNA, 453 nt
Organism: Dinoponera quadriceps
Lineage: Eukaryota; Metazoa; Arthropoda; Insecta; Hymenoptera; Formicidae
Gene: Sem1
Product: 26S proteasome complex subunit DSS1
Exons: 3
Coding region: 155-388 (77 amino acids)
Biological process (GO): mRNA export from nucleus; proteasome assembly; double-strand break repair via homologous recombination
Cellular component (GO): proteasome regulatory particle, lid subcomplex; proteasome complex
Source: RefSeq, a predicted model, not a curated record
GAAGGACUGUUUGUGAGCAUUGCGAGCGUGUAGUAGAACGCACUUAUACGCUACUCUAAUUGAUUAGGAUUUCUGAACACACCCAAGAAGAAGAGAAUAUAUUCGUGGUCAAAACUCACAACAGAUAAUCCUGAUUGUCAUUUCGCAAGAAAACAUGACGGAUAAUAAAAGUGACAAGACAAAGGUCGAUCUCGGAUUACUCGAGGAAGACGAUGAAUUCGAAGAGUUUCCCGCGGAAGAUUGGACCGCAAAGGACGAAGACAGCGAGGAUAUCAGUGUUUGGGAGGACAAUUGGGAUGAUGAUGACGUUGAAGACGAUUUUAACCAACAGUUGAGAGCACAGCUAGACAAACAGAAAACUAUAAACGAAGGGUCCAAGGAAAAUUAAGUGGUAGAUUGUAAUUUUUAAUUUUAUCUUAUAUAAAUAAAUAUGUAAUUCAACAUUUAAGCUUA